This is a messenger RNA of Lemur catta (Ring-tailed lemur), 853 nucleotides long. Its product is annotated as L-lactate dehydrogenase A-like 6B. Gene Ontology annotation, biological process: carboxylic acid metabolic process. Gene Ontology annotation, molecular function: L-lactate dehydrogenase (NAD+) activity. The coding region runs from base 1 to 819 and encodes 272 amino acids. The record is from RefSeq and is a predicted model, not a curated record. NCBI's taxonomy places the organism in Eukaryota, Metazoa, Chordata, Mammalia, Primates, Lemuridae. The transcript is spliced from 6 exons.
AUGGCGACCGUGAAGCAUGAACUUAUUCGGAAUUUCACUUCAGAGGAGGCCAUUCAUCACAGUAAGAUCUCCAUUGUGGGAACUGGAUCGGUUGGUAUGGCCUGUGCAAUCAGCAUCUUAUUAAAAUGCAUCCCGGAUGAUAACACAGUACAUUUAGUCACCAUGUCUCCUUGGACUCUUGUAGACUGUGAGACUUUUGUUGUUUUUGAUGACGUUGACCAUUUUGCAGAGUACUGGUCAAUGGAUAUCUUAACUUAUGUAGCCUGGAAAUUGAGUGCAUUUCCCAAAAACCGUGUUAUUGGAAGUGGCUGUAAUCUGGACACUGCCCGUUUCCGUUACUUUAUUGGGCAAAGGCUUGGUAUCCACUCCGAGAACUGUCAUGGGCUGGUCCUUGGAGAGCAUGGAGACUCAAUUCCUAUAUGGAGUGGAGUUAACAUUGCUGGUGUCCCUCUGAAGGAUCUGAACUCAGAUAUAGGAACUGAUAAAGAUCCCGAGCAGUGGGAAAAUGUCCACAAAAAAGUGGUUUCCAGUGCGUAUGAGAUGUUUAAAAUGAAAGGUUAUACUUCUUGGGGUGUCAGCCUAUCUGUAGCUGAUUUAACAGAAAGUAUUUUGAAGAAUCUUAGGAGAGUGCAUCCAGUUUCUACCCUGAGUAAGGGCCUCUAUGGAAUAAAUGAAGAAAUAUUCCUUAGUAUUCCAUGUAUCUUGGGAGAGAAUGGUAUUACAGACCUUAUAAAGUUAAAGCUGACCCCUGAAGAGGAGGCCCGUUUGCAAAAGAGUGCAGAAAUACUUUGGGAAAUUCAGAAGGAGCUCAAACUUUAAAGUUCUUUAAAGCUACCAUUCUGAAGCUAUUGAA